GCAGUUCCCCCAAAAUAUGUCCCGGGACAGAUUUGUGGCCAUCUGGAGGUAUUUACACCUUCAGAAUAACCAGGCAGCAGAUGUCAACAAGGAUGACAAGCUAUGGAAAAUGCGCUGGUUUCUGAAUUACCUCCUUGACCGAUUCCAGGCACUGUAUGAGGUAGAUGGCAACGUGUCUGUAGAUGAGAGCAUGAUCAAAUUCAAAGGGCGCCUCUCCUUCAGGCAGUACCUCCCCAUGAAGCCGACAAAGUGGGGUGUCAAGGUAUGGGUAAUGGCAGAGAGCUCCACAGGAUAUGUAACCAACUUCCAGGUGGUCUCGCACACCGUGUGGUGA
This is a messenger RNA of Cyprinodon tularosa, 334 nucleotides long. Its product is annotated as piggyBac transposable element-derived protein 4-like. The coding region runs from base 17 to 334 and encodes 105 amino acids. The record is from RefSeq and is a predicted model, not a curated record. The transcript has 3 exons. Lineage: Eukaryota; Metazoa; Chordata; Actinopteri; Cyprinodontiformes; Cyprinodontidae.